Molecule: messenger RNA, 3869 nt
Organism: Vigna radiata var. radiata (mung bean)
Lineage: Eukaryota; Viridiplantae; Streptophyta; Magnoliopsida; Fabales; Fabaceae
Product: ABC transporter B family member 9
Exons: 12
Coding region: 1-3741 (1246 amino acids)
Biological process (GO): transmembrane transport
Cellular component (GO): membrane
Molecular function (GO): ATP hydrolysis activity; ABC-type transporter activity; ATP binding
Source: RefSeq, a predicted model, not a curated record
AUGGCACCAGACGAAGAACACAAGGUCAAAGUCCAGGAGAAGGUUCCAUUUUAUAAGCUAUUCAUUUUUGCAGAUAGCCUUGACAGGACUUUGAUGAUCAUUGGUCUUAUCUGUGCCAUGGCUAAUGGGAUGGGGCAGCCUCUCAUGACCCUAAUUUUUGGGAAGAUGAUCAAUGCCUUUGGCUCCACUGAUCCUUCCCACACAGUCAAGGAAGUUUCCAAGGUUGUGUUAUUAUUUGUUUACCUGGCUUUUGGUGCUGGAAUAGCCUCUUUUCUGCAGGUAUCAUGUUGGAUGGUGACAGGAGAAAGACAAGCCGCUAGGAUCCGUUGCAUGUACUUGAAAACUAUAUUGAAGCAAGACAUUACCUUUUUUGACACUGAAACAAGUGGUGAGGUAAUUGGAAGAAUGUCAGGUGACACCAUUCUCAUUGAAGAUGCCAUGGGAGAAAAGGUUGGGAAGUUUAUUCAACUUGUUACAUCCUUUUUUGGUGCCUUUAUAAUUGCCUUCACAAGAGGAUGGAAACUCUGUCUAGUUCUGCUUGCAUGUAUUCCUUGUAUUGUUAUUGUUGGUGGAAUUAUAUCCGUGAUGAUGGAGAUAAUGUCAACACGGGGGCACGCUGCUUAUGCAGAAGCUGGAAGUGUUGCAGAACAAACAGUUGGAGCCAUCAGAACAGUUGCCUCUUUCACUGGUGAGAAAAAAGCAAUAGAAAAGUAUAAUAACAAGUUAAGGAUAGCUUAUAUUACAACUGUUGAACAAGGGCUGGCUUCAGGGUUUGGAAUGGGAAUACUUUUAUUGAUUAUAUUUUCCACCUAUGCACUUGCCAUGUGGUAUGGUUCUAAACUCAUCAUUGACAAAGGCUAUGAUGGUGGAACUGUUUUCAACAUUAUCAUAUCAAUCAAUACUGGUGCAAUGGCACUUGGUCAGGCAACACCAUACGUGAAUUCAUUUGCAGCCGGUCAAGCAGCAGCAUAUAAGAUGUUUGAGACAAUUAAAAGAAAGCCAAAAAUAGAUGCUUAUGACACCAAUGGUGUUGUCUUAGAAGACAUAAAGGGAGAUGUUGAACUCAAAGAUGUUUACUUCAGAUACCCUGCAAGGCCAGAUGUUCAGAUAUUUUCCGGAUUCUCAUUCUAUAUUCCGAGUGGCACAACUGCUGCUUUAGUGGGUCAAAAUGGAAGUGGGAAGUCAACUAUAAUCAGUUUAUUAGAAAGAUUUUAUGAUCCUGAAGCUGGAGAAGUUCUUAUAGAUGGCGUGAAUUUGAAGAAUUUUCAAGUUAGAUGGAUUAGAGAACAGAUUGGACUUGUUGGUCAAGAGCCUGUCCUGUUUACAGCUAGUAUUAAAGACAACAUAGCAUACGGGAAAGAAGGUGCAACAGAUGAGGAGAUAACUAAAGCAAUAACUCUUGCCGAUGCAAAAAAAUUCAUUGAUAAGCUGCCUCAGGGCAUUGAUACGGUGGUAGGAGGACAUGAAACUCAAAUUUCCGGUGGGCAAAAACAAAGAAUUGCAAUUGCAAGGGCAAUUUUAAAGAACCCAAGAAUCCUUCUCCUCGAUGAAGCUACAAAUGCAUUAGAUGCUGAGUCUGAGCAUAUUGUUCAAGUAGCACUUGAAAAAGUUAUGACCCCAAGGACUACUGUAGUUGUUGCACAUCGUUUGACAACUAUUAGACACGCUGACAUCAUAGCAGUGGUACAUCAGGGAAAAAUUGUGGAGAAAGGAACUCAUGAUGAGUUAAUCAAGGAUGCUGAUGGUGCUUAUUCUCGGCUUGUUCGUCUACAAGAAGGAAAUAAAGGAGCAGAAGAAGGGAGCCGUAAGUCAGAAAAGUCAAAUAACAACAGUUUCGACCUAACUCGAAGAACAUCCUUUGCGAGAUCGAGCAGUAGACACUCUCUCACACUUGGUUUUGCUCUUCCUUAUCAAAUUCCCUUGCACGAGUCUGGAGUGGAAGAUAACGGGGAUGUUGAAAGUAGUGAAGUUGAUAAUAAGAAGCAUCAAAAGGUUGCUGUUAACUAUUUGGUCAAGUUGAACAAGCCAGAGGUUCCUGUCUUAGUACUAGGAUCCAUUGCAGCCGCAAUACAUGGUCUUACUCUCCCUGUAUUUGGACUCUUGCUCUCAUCAGCUGUUAACACAUUUUUUAAACCUCCUGAUCAGCUAAGGAAAGAUUCUAUGUUUUGGUCAUUUCUAUUUGUUGGUUUGGGGAUUGUCGGUCUGGUGGCUAUGACAUUGCAAAACUACUUAUUUGGGAUAGCAGGUGGGAAGCUUAUAGAACGAAUUCGUUCAAUGACAUUUAAUAAGGUUGUGCACCAAGAAAUCAGUUGGUUCGAUCAUCCUUCAAAUUCAUGUGGUGCAGUUAGUGCAAGGCUAGCUACUGAUGCUUCAAGGGUGAGAAGUCUCGUCGGUGACACCUUAUCCCUCGUUGUGCAAAACAUAGCAACAAUCACAACAGGUUUAGUUAUAGCAUUCACUGCUAAUUGGAUUCUGGCUUUUGUAAUUCUGGCUUUGUCACCCUUGUUGCUUCUACAAGGAUACCUUCAAACCAAGUUCUUGAAAGGAUUCCGUGCAGAUGCAAAGGUGAAGUAUGAAGAGGCAAGUCAGGUGGCAAAUGAUGCUAUUGGUUGCAUUAGAACUGUUGCAUCAUUCUGUGCUGAGCCAAAGGUGGUGGAUAUGUACAUGAAGAAAUGUUCAGGGCCAAAAAAACAAGGUGUUCGCUUGGGACUUGUUAGUGGUGCAGGACUAGGUUUUUCUUUUCUUGCUCUAUACUGCACAAAUGCUUUCUGUUUCUACAUAGGAUCUAUUCUUGUGCAAGACGGGAAAGCAACUUUUGGAGAGGUUUUCAAGGUUUUCUUUGCCUUAACAGUUACAGCAAUUGGUGUUUCCCAGAGCAGUGCCUUGGCUCCAGAUACUAACAAAGCCAAAGAUUCUGCAACUUCAAUAUUCAAAAUUCUUGAUACCAAAUCAGCGAUUGACUCCAGCAGUGAUGAGGGCACAACACUAGACCUCAUAAAAGGUGAUAUUGAACUACAACAAGUCAGCUUUUGUUACCCAACAAGGCCUGAUAUUCAAAUCUUCAAGGACUUGUGUCUAAGCGUGCCAGCUGCAAAGACCGUUGCCUUGGUUGGGGAAAGUGGGAGUGGUAAAUCAACAGUGAUCAGCCUCUUAGAGAGAUUUUACAACCCUGAUUCUGGACGUAUACUACUUGAUGGAGUGGAUAUAAAAAACUUCAGACUCAGUUGGUUGAGACAACAAAUGGUUUUGGUUGGUCAAGAGCCUAUUCUUUUCAAUGAAAGCAUUCGUGCCAACAUAGCUUAUAGUAAAGAGGGAGGUGCCACAGAGGAAGAAAUAGUUGCAGCAGCAGAAGCAGCAAAUGCACACAAGUUCAUAAGCUCUCUUCCACAUAGUUAUGACACCCCUGUGGGAGAACGAGGGACACAACUGUCAAGAGGACAAAAGCAACGCAUAGCUAUUGCAAGAGCCAUUCUGAAAGAUCCAAAAAUCCUUUUGCUGGAUGAGGCCACCAGUGCACUAGAUGCAGAAUCUGAGUGUGUGGUUCAAGAGGCUCUUGAUAAAGUGAGUGUUAAUAGAACUACAGUUAUGGUAGCUCACCGUCUUGCAACAAUUAAAGAUGCUGACAUUAUAGCAGUAGUAAAAAAUGGGGUCAUUGCUGAGAAGGGGAGACAUGAAGCGUUGAUGAAGAUUGAUGAUGGAGUUUAUGCUUCAAUGGUAUCUCUCCAUAUUAGUGCAUCAUAGUGUGAAAAAAAAAUGCUAGUGCCAUGCACAACGUCACUAGAUAGUAUCAAGUUUUGCUACUUAUCACUUCUUUUUUCUUAAAUGACUUUAAAAUUCAUUCUAAAGUCUUGUAAACACAUCUAAAGAUC